This is a messenger RNA of Hemibagrus wyckioides, 1073 nucleotides long. RefSeq names its product INO80 complex subunit C (gene ino80c). Gene Ontology annotation, biological process: chromatin remodeling. The transcript is spliced from 5 exons. Gene Ontology annotation, cellular component: Ino80 complex. The record is from RefSeq and is a predicted model, not a curated record. The coding region runs from base 110 to 736 and encodes 208 amino acids. Lineage: Eukaryota; Metazoa; Chordata; Actinopteri; Siluriformes; Bagridae.
GUAACACACCACAACUCGCAGAGGAAGAAGAGCGCCAUUUGCUAGCAUGUAGCUGUUUAAUGUAUAACUGUUUCUCUGCUAGCUUAAAUGUUAAGCUUGAUUAAAACUAAUGGCUGCCCAGUGUCCAACUGAGUCAUUUAUCACAGGAGAGUCAAGUCCCGCGGUUAAUAACAACGUUAAACAUUUAAUAAUAGCACCGAGUGCUCAAGCUAAAGGGAAGAAGCGAGCAGUUAGCCCCGCGGCUCAGCCUCUAACACAGCCGAGCAGCAACAACAACAAACGGAGGAAAGUGCAGUCGGUAUCAGGAGCCAGUCUCACUCAGGUUCUCCCAGUGGAAUUGGCAGAUGGAAAGUUGGGUCUCUCAGUGGAUGUAGGUGCAGAGCCAGUUACAAAGCCUCUGUCUUUUAAAGACCCCAACUUUGUGCACUCCGGUAUUGGAGGAGCGGCCGCUGGGAAAAAGAAUCGGACGUGGAAGAACCUGAAGCAGAUUCUGGCAGCAGAGAGAGCACUGCCCUGGAAAAUCAGUGAUCCUAACUAUUAUAACAUAGAUGCUCCUCCUUCCCUGAAGCCUCCUAAAAAGUAUUCUGACAUUUCAGGCUUACCGGCAAACUACACAGACCCUCAGACCAAGCUGCGAUUUACCUCAACCGAAGAGUUUUCAUACAUCCGUCUACUACCUACAGACGUCGUGGCAGGAUACCUGACGCUACGGAAGGCCACCUGUAUCGUUCCCUGAUCAUCAAACGUCCAAUUUUUAAUUUUGUGAAUAUAUAUAUAUAGACAACAUUGGACUUGUUUCAAAAGCUGUCUUAAGGAAGUUACUCCAGGACCUGAGUGUGACACAGCAUCACAGAGACUUCUAUUGAUUCUUCUUUUAAUAGUAAAGUUGUAAUAUAUGUACAUCACUAUGAGUUACUAUCUUAUUGAACUGUAUUUUUAAGAUUUAUAAAAACGUGUUGGCUAAUUCGAUGUUAAUUGUGUGAAUCCGAAGCUGUGUUGGAUGUUGUGAUUUGCUUUUGAAUGCUGUAAUAUACACUUAAAGGAAAACAAUUAAAGGAACACUUUUUUAAUCA